AUGGGCAAGCUCAUCAAGAACCAUCUUGCUCGAUUGAUCGUUAUGACCGCUGCUGCCUACCAAAUUGCAGCUGGUGUCCACGGCUACUUCUGGCCCAAGAUCUUUUGGGACAUGUGGACAACGACAUUGAACCCGCUGGUUACACCUGCACCGAUCUUGCAGACUCUCAAUGUUGUCGCAGGUCUCUUCAUGCUAGCAUGGGAAUAUCCUUUCCCAUUGCUCGUUCCAGGAACUGCUUUCCACCGCAGCAUUGUCGCCCGUCUCGUCGCUUUGCCAAUCGUUACCUUGAUCGCUGUCUUAUUAUAUCAAGGAACGAAUCCAGCACUAUACUAUAUCGUUGGAGCUGGUGUCUAUCUAUGGGCAUUGAAUGAAGGAGAGGUCGUCUGCAUGCCAUGGAAAGUACCCACGAGAGGGAAGAGCCAGGGAGGCAGCAGAGCAUAA
Messenger RNA from Orbilia oligospora ATCC 24927, 441 nucleotides. RefSeq lists its product as uncharacterized. NCBI's taxonomy places the organism in Eukaryota, Fungi, Ascomycota, Orbiliomycetes, Orbiliales, Orbiliaceae. The record is from RefSeq and is a predicted model, not a curated record. The transcript is spliced from 3 exons. The coding region runs from base 1 to 441 and encodes 146 amino acids.